Molecule: messenger RNA, 3280 nt
Organism: Salvia splendens (bonfire salvia)
Lineage: Eukaryota; Viridiplantae; Streptophyta; Magnoliopsida; Lamiales; Lamiaceae
Product: FT-interacting protein 3
Exons: 1
Coding region: 177-3209 (1010 amino acids)
Source: RefSeq, a predicted model, not a curated record
ACGACUCAUUACCUGAACUAAUGUUGUACUAAUCUUCUCACAAAUCAAUGUUAGUUUAAAACGACUUCUUCUUCUUCCUUGAAUUUUCUUCUUAAUUAAUGUUGUAAUGUAAGCAUUACUUUACUUGUACACAUUUAAAUACUUGAAUCCCACGCCUCUGAAUAUCUCAUGAAGAGAUGAACAACCUGAAGCUAGCAGUGGAGGUGGUGCGAGCCCACAACCUCCUCCCCAAAGACGGGCAGGGCUCGUCCAGCGCUGCCGUGGAGCUCCUCUUCGAUGGCCAGAAGUUCCGCACCACCAUCAAGGAGAGAGACCUCAACCCCUUUUGGAACGAGACCUUCUACUUCAACGUCGCCAACCCCCUCGACCUCCGCCACCUCACCCUCGAGGCUCACCUCUAUAGCAUCAAUCGAGCCACCUCCAAGAAACACUCCCUUGGGAAGGUCCGGAUCAACGGCACCUCCUUCGUCCCCCUCUCUGACUCCGUCGUCUUCAACUACCCCCUUGAGAAAAACAGCCUUUUCUCCUCCACCAGAGGCGAGCUCGCCUUGAAAGUCUAUCUCACUGGCGAUCCCACCCCUAGUCAUCACUACGCCUCCUCCUCGUCCUUCUCUAGCCUGCAUUCGAUCCAUGAUGAACCAUCACCCCGUUCUCACAGGCGCGAGGAGAAGGCGUCCCGGUCUAGGCGCAGUUUGUACACUCUUGCUGGCUCAGAUCGUAGUCAACACCACCAGCCGCAGCAGCAACAACAACAACAACCACAACAGCAGCAGCAACAACCACAACAACAACGGCCUUCUUCUUCUUAUACAAUGCCAUUGUACCAAACAACGCAAUACAACGCUAGUGAGAUGAUGUUCGAGCCUCAGCCAUCACAGUCUGCUCGAAUGCAUCUGAACACAUCGUCCCAGCCUAAUGAUUUCUCACUCAGAGAAACGAAUCCGGUCCUCGGAGGGGGGCGGAUUAGGGCUACCAGCACGUAUGAUCUCGUGCAGCCUAUGCAGUUUCUCUUUGUUCGUGUUGUGAAGGCACGGGACCUCCCGUCCAAGGACGCCACAGGGAGCCUCGACCCCUAUGUGGAGGUGAAGCUGGGUAAUUACAAGGGCGUUACUCGCCAUUUCGACAAGACAAAGAAUCCAGAAUGGAACACAGUGUUCACGUUUUCAAAGGACAGAAUGCAAGCCACUGUUUUGGAAGUUGUGGUGAUGGACAAGGAUGUGAUCAAGGACGAUUUUGUGGGUGUGGUGAAGUUCGACCUUCACGAGAUCCCAAGACGGGCCCCUCCGGACAGCCCAUUGGCGCCCGAGUGGCACCGACUCGAGGACAGCAAGGGCGAGAGGAAGCACGGGGAGCUCAUGGUUGCAGUUUGGAUAGGCACACAAGCUGAUGAGGCCUUUGCUGAUGCUUGGCAUUCCGAUGCAGCUAGCCUCGUCGACACCUCCACCUCAACCGCACACAUCCGGUCCAAGGUGUACCAUGCGCCCCGGUUGUGGUACGUGCGCGUGAACGUGAUUGAGGCACAGGAUCUCGUCACGCAUGACAGGAACCGGUACCCUGUCGUGCACGUGAAGGCCCAAAUCGGGAACCAGGUCCUGAGAACAAAGCCAGUCCAGUCACAGACCUCGAACGCGUCAUGGAACGAGGACCUCAUGUUCGUUGCCGCUGAGCCCUUCGACGACGAUCAGCUGGUGAUAUCAGUUGAUGAUCGCGUCGGGCCUAACAAAGAGGAGUCUCUUGGCAAGGCUUUUGUGCCGUUGGCAACGAUUGAGAAAAGGGCCGACGACAGAGUGGUGCACACAAAGUGGUGGCACCUGCAGAAGCCGAGUGCCAACGAGGCUGUGGAGCCUAAGAGGGAUCAUUUUGCGAGCCGGAUCCAUCUCCGGAUCUGCCUCGAUGGAGGCUACCAUGUUCUAGAUGAAUCCACGCAGUAUAGCAGUGAUCUCAGGCCAACAGCAAAGCAGCUUUGGAAACCGCCUGUAGGCGUGCUUGAGCUUGGAAUCUUGAAUGCCGAUGCCCUCACACCUAUGAAGAGUAGAAACGGUCGAGGGACUUCAGACACAUUCUGUGUGGCCAAGUACGGACAGAAAUGGAUUCGAACUAGAACUAUCACCGAUAGCUUGAACCCCAAGUUCAAUGAGCAGUACACUUGGGACGUUUACGAUCCGGCCACAGUUCUAACUGUGGGCGUUUUCGACAACGGCCACUUUGGUGGUUCCAAUGGCCACAGAGACCUCAAGAUUGGGAAGGUUCGGAUCCGGAUCUCGACCUUGGAAACAAAUCGUGUUUACACGCAUUCGUAUCCGUUGGUCGUUCUUCACCCCUCGGGGGUGAAGAAGAUGGGAGAGCUGCAUUUGGCAAUCCGAUUCACAUGCACGUCGAUGCUCAACAUGAUGUCCUUAUACUCGAGGCCUCUCCUGCCUAAAAUGCACUACGUAAGACCAUUGUCGGUGGCGCAGCUUGACACGCUGCGCUACCAAGCGGUCAACAUCCUGGCAGCACGUCUGAGCCGGGCUGAGCCGCCUCUCCAAAAAGAGGUGGUAGAAUACAUGAGUGAUGUAAACUCACAUCUAUGGAGCAUGAGGCGAAGCAAGGCAAACUUCAACAGAUUGAUGGCGGUCUUCAAUGGCAUCUUCGCUGUCUCAAAGUGGCUCAACGAGGUCUGCCAAUGGAAGAAUCCGGUCACAACGGUGCUCUUGUACGCCCUCUUUGUCAUACUAGUGUUCUUCCCCGAGUUGAUCCUGCCAACGAUGUACCUAUACAUGUUCCUCAUCGGACUCUGGAACUAUCGGUUCAGGCCGAAGAAUCCACCACACAUGAACAUGAGGUUGUCGUGGGCAGACACCGCGACGGCCGACGAGCUCGACGAGGAGUUUGACACGUUCCCAACGGCUAGAAGUGGUGAUACUCUGCGGAUAAGGUACGAUCGUCUGCGGAGCGUUGCUGCCCGGAUACAGAGAGUGGUGGGGGACGUGGCGUCGCAGGGGGAGCGGGUGCAGGCGGUUCUGAGCUGGCGGGAUCCUCGCGCCACCAUCAUAUUCAUGGCCUUCUGCAUUGCGUCAGCCGUGGUGUUCUACGCCGUGCCUCUUCAGCUGCUGAUAGUCACUGCCGGAUCCUACGCCAUGAGACCUCCCAAAUUCCGACGCAAGCUGCCUCCAGCGCCGCUCAACUUCUUCCGCCGCCUGCCUGCUAGGACUGAUAGCAUGUUGUGACCACCUAUAAAUACUGUUUGUAAAUUUCUGAAUGUUACACUUCAACUAAGUUCCAAUUUUCACAGCAAAAA